AGUCUGUAUGCAUGCUUCAGCUAUCGAGGAAGUGCACUCCAUUGAAAAGCAAUGGACACUGCAGCUCUGAAUGUUCUCUACCUGCUUGAGUAUUUAAACAUGAUGCUCACUUAAACAGCUAUUGCUGCUGUUUUCUCCCUGGUUGUUUUCUGAAAUUCUGGCAUGGGGAAGCGACUCAUAGUAGCGUAUGGACUGUGGGCACUUGGUGGUCCGCUCGGCCUUCAUCAUAUCUACUUAGGCCGGGAUAGUCAUGCCUUGGUUUGGAUGCUUACUUUCGGAGGUUUUGGGAUGGGAUGGGCAUGGGAUUUUUGGAAGAUACCUGGACUUGUAUCUCAGUGCAAUCGUCAGAAAACAUUGUCAAAUGAAGUGAAGGAAGAAGUACCACCUGCUAGUGUUAUCCGCUUUGUAGGACAGGUUGCGAUGGGCAUUUAUUUUGGCUUAGUGGCUGCCAUUGGACUUUCUUCCCUGAUUAGUUACUAUGUAGUAGCUCUGCCACUUGCUGUUGGACUGGGGGUUCACCUUGUGGCUUGUGUGGGUGAACAGACUUCCAACCUGAAAAACACACUAAUAGCUGCUUUUGUGACUUCUCCAAUAUUUUAUGGUCGUACCAUUUCUAUGAUUCCAAUCAGCCUGACUGCAAGCAUCACUGCACAGCAACACAGGAGCUACAGGACAGGACAAAAGAAACAUGAAAAUCUCAGUCUCCGUCUUUAUCGUAUUGGUUUAGCCUACCUAGCAUUUACUGGGCCAUUAGCCUACAGUGCUCUGAUCAAUACUAGUCGCACAGUGAGCUAUAUAGCUGGAAGUAUUGGGGCCAUGUUGGACUGGUUGAGUGUAUUCCCUAGUCUAAGUGCAUUGAUGGAAAAAAUCCUGCUUCUGCCAUACCGUGUUUGGAGCCUGUUCACCGGUGGAGGGGGUUUUCAAAAUCAAUACUUUAAGGAGUGGGAGAAGAUUUAUGAAUUUGUUGCCACUUUCCAAAAUGAGAAGGAACAUCUGGCUUGCAAGAUUUUAGGAGUUGAUUCUCAGGCUACCCUGGAAGAGAUUAAUCGCCAUUAUAGGGAUUUGGUGAAAAUCUGGCAUCCAGACCACAACCGCCACCGCAUUCAAGAAGCUGAGCAGCAUUUCCUUGAGAUCCAGGCUGCUUAUGAAACUCUCACACACCUUCGGAAAUUUAAAAAAUACUGAGCGUUUCGAGAUGGUGAGACUCCACCCUUGGAAUUUAACUUGUCUCUCUGGAAAAUCCCAUCUACUGAUUUAUUGAACUCAUAUGUAAUAAUAAAAUAGCAUUCAAUUAAAAAA
This is a messenger RNA of Pelobates fuscus (common spadefoot toad), 1299 nucleotides long. It is a transcript of the gene DNAJC22, whose product is annotated as DnaJ heat shock protein family (Hsp40) member C22. Bases 163 to 1185 code for a protein of 340 amino acids. Gene Ontology annotation, cellular component: membrane. The record is from RefSeq and is a predicted model, not a curated record. Lineage: Eukaryota; Metazoa; Chordata; Amphibia; Anura; Pelobatidae. The transcript has 2 exons.